CACGGGGGAGAACCCCACCGCGUGAGCGCGUCCAGGUUUAACCCGAUCGGAUGCGACGCUCGAAGCGCACCUCCCAAGUGAUGAUUCGAUGCGACGCGCCCCUAACAUGGCCGCGGUAAGCAUGACGAAGCCGCGCAAGCGCGAUGCUACGGGCAAACAAAUCUACUCGACGAGUUAUGAACCGUCAAAAGUGCGAUGCGCGUUCGCCACGCGCACCGCGCGCACCCCUCGCCGCUUCCUCAGGCGAAGCGCGGAUAAUUUUACGGUGCAGCGAAGCGCACCCACAGGCCACCUUGUCAACCCUAAAGAGCUUGCGCGCACGACCGACCGCGGCCUUCAGACGAAGCUCACGGUCGCGAUCCACGACUCCAACGCGAAGGCGCUCAAGGAGAUGCUCGACAGGACGGACGAGCCGAGAGCCGCGUGUCUCCUCGCGGGGCAGCAGCGAGGCGCGAGCGGGUGGCUGCACGCGACGCCGUGGUGCCCGGAGAUGGAAAUCCCGGCGCCGGCUUUGCGCGCCGCCGUGCGCUGGCGGUACAUGUUGAAGCAACCGCUUUUGGUGAAAGCGAAGGAGGAGGGGAAGCUCUGCACGUGCUCGCGGUGCAAGAGGGGAUCGGGGGAGCGGGAUGAGGCCUCCGGUCGAUUUAGAAACGGCCCUGGGCGCCGCUCCGACGACGAGUACGGCUUCCACGCCCUCGCUGACAACGAGGACACGUGCCUCGGCGGACGUGACGCGUCGCACCGCACGGUCCUCCGCGCCGUCGAGAGCGUGCUGAAGACGCGGACCUACUUCGAGGUGAAGACGUCCGGGCUCGACGGCCUUCUCCGUACUCACGACGCGCAGCGGAGGAACCAGGGGGGAGACGGAAACGGCGUCAUCGGGGCGGACGAAAGGGGUCUCGUUCCGGACAUCCUCGUGAAGGGCGUCUACCCUGGUACGAUGGGCGUUUUCGGGGACGUCCGCGUCUGCCAGGUGAUCAAAGGAAACGGGGAGGUGUCGCGUUGUAGGACGACGGUACCACUGCACGCGGCCGCGGAGAGCGAAAAAUCGAAAAGAAGGAAAUACGAGGCGGCGUGCACGGCGCAGUGUUUCACGUUCGUCCCUCUCGUCAUCGAGUUGUACGGGGGCAUCGGCCGCGACUUCCUGAAAUUCAUGGGGGACAUCAUCUCGGCUCACGCACAGGGCCGGGGGCGUGAAGGAAACCCCCGCGCGGCGCGCGACCGUGAGAUGCGCAGAGUCGCGGUGGGCGUCGAGGAAUACCCACCGAACCCGUGCGCCGCUGACGCGCUCAUCGACUGGGAGAGGCGGAUCUCGGUGGCGCUCAUGCGAAGCGUGGGAUGCCGGCUGCUGGGCGGAGGGGUUGAUUUCUUAUUCGCGAAGGAAGGGGGCAAUGACCGGGGUGUACGUGAGAACGACGAGACUGAAGGUCUUGGGGAGGAGCCCGAUUUGGGCGGCGUGAUCGUGUACAGGUAG
Molecule: messenger RNA, 1474 nt
Organism: Micromonas pusilla CCMP1545
Lineage: Eukaryota; Viridiplantae; Chlorophyta; Mamiellophyceae; Mamiellales; Mamiellaceae
Exons: 2
Coding region: 107-1474 (455 amino acids)
Source: RefSeq, a predicted model, not a curated record